Molecule: messenger RNA, 1612 nt
Organism: Synchiropus splendidus (mandarinfish)
Lineage: Eukaryota; Metazoa; Chordata; Actinopteri; Syngnathiformes; Callionymidae
Gene: junbb
Product: JunB proto-oncogene, AP-1 transcription factor subunit b
Exons: 1
Coding region: 255-1235 (326 amino acids)
Biological process (GO): regulation of cell population proliferation; regulation of cell cycle; regulation of transcription by RNA polymerase II
Cellular component (GO): transcription regulator complex
Molecular function (GO): transcription factor binding; DNA-binding transcription factor activity, RNA polymerase II-specific; RNA polymerase II cis-regulatory region sequence-specific DNA binding
Source: RefSeq, a predicted model, not a curated record
CACAGAGCAGAACCAGCGAGUCAUCCAGUCGGAUUUCAAAGUUCCCCCAACGGGAUUGCGAGUCAAUCUGAAACUGGACUGCGACUCUAUCUGGCGUUUGUCGGACUCUGGACUUUCACUCCCGUUUUUAUGGAGUGAUCGUUUCGCUUGUUUCAUUUCUCACUUUGGGACUUUGGAGAAGGAUUGCUGAAGUGACAUUUGUUGAAUAUCCAGCAUUGAUAAUCAGCUGGUAAGCGAGCUUUUCCUACGACUCUAUGACUACAAAGAUGGAACAGCCUUUUUAUCAUGACGACUCUUUUCUGUCUGCUUACGGCCAGUCAGAAGCAGCAAUGCAUGACUAUAAACUGCUAAAGCAGAAUAUGAACUUGACAGAGCCUUAUCGCAACUUGAAAUCGCAGCUGAGGUCCGAGGCAGACCUGUACCAGACGGGGCAGCAGGACGUCGGCUCGCUGAAGCUCGCAUCCCCGGAGCUGGAGCGGCUCAUCAUCCAGAACAGUAACGGUGUCAUCACCACUCCCACGCCGGGUCAGUACUUCUAUAACCGAGGCAUCACCGAUGAGCAGGAGGGCUUCGCCGAGGGCUUCGUGAAGGCUCUGGAUGAGCUUCACAAGAUCAACCAGAUGAACCCGGCGAACAUGGCUCUGGGAGCCGGUGGAGUUACAACGUGUUCGGCAGCGGCAUCUAGCGUCUUUGGCUCCGCGCUGCAGCCCGAGCCGCCCAUUUACACCACGCUCAACGCCUACUGCCCGAACACCAGCCUCUCGUCCUCGUCGAGUUACCCGACGGCGACCAUCAGCUACCUGCCGCCGCACCAGCAGAGCCACCCGCAGGCCUCCGCGCACGGCGCGCUCCCCUUCCAGCACGCGAUCCCGGGGUCCGGGCUGCACCCGCAGCGGCUGGUCACCCUGAAAGAGGAGCCUCAGACCGUGCCUGACUUCGUCAGCAGCGACGGCUCACCUCCCAUGUCCCCGAUCGACCUGGAGACCCAGGAGAAGAUCAAGGCGGAGCGGAAGCGCCUGAGGAACCGAAUGGCCGCCACCAAAUGUCGGCGGCGCAAGUUGGAGCGCAUCGCCCGUCUGGAGGAGAAGGUGAAAGUUCUGAAGAACGACAACGCGGGUCUGUCCAACACAGCGUCGGUGCUGCGGGACCAGGUGGCCCAGCUCAAGCAGAAGGUCCUGACACACGUGAGCAGCGGCUGUCAGCUGAUGCUCACCAGCAAGAUGGAGGCGUUCUGAACCCAUGAGACUUUCCAAACGCGACUUUCAAGUAAUAACACUGGAGUCCUGGCAGCAGGACAGAGGGCUAUGUGUAGAAAACGUCUUAGAUUUAAAUAACAGUAGGAUUGAAAUGGUACUUCCGGAUGCUGGACACCGUAAAAGAGAACCAUUUGACCCUUUAAUAUCCAGGGCAGCAUCCAGACUGAAGCAGGUCGUGAAGUCUGGUUCCUUUAGUUGGAAAGGUCAUUGUACGUCUUCAUUCUAUGCUGCAUUUAUUAUAUGUAAAUUAUUAUGUUUGCCCGGUUGACCCAGACAAACUGACCAUGUCCAAUGUUUACAACGUCUUUUUUAUUUGUGAUGUGUAUUUAAGUAAAGUGUCUCAAAAAAUGACAUGC